CCCGGCCAUCUGCCACCCCCCUGGAGGCCCUAAGGGGUCAGGUGGCCAAGCCAGGGGCUAUAAAGCCAGUGGCGCCCAGGAGCCCCCAGCCCUCGGGGACCAGCUGAAUUCCGAGGCUGUCCGCCAGCAGGUCACCGUCCCCUCGCCAUGGCCCUGUGGACGCGCCUCCUGCCCCUGCUGGCCCUGCUGGCCCUCUGGUCGCCCAGCCCUGCCCGGGCCUUUGUCAACCAGCACCUAUGUGGCUCCCACCUGGUGGAGGCGCUGUACCUGGUGUGCGGGGAGCGCGGUUUCUUCUACACACCCAAGGCCCGCCGGGAGGCCGAGGACCCCCAGGUGGGGGAGGUGGAGCUGGGGGGCGGCCCCGGCCUGGGUGGCCUGCAGCCCCUGGCCCUGGCGGGGCCCCAGCAGAAGCGCGGCAUCGUGGAGCAGUGCUGCACCGGCAUCUGCUCGCUCUACCAGCUGGAGAACUAUUGCAACUAGCCGCCCUCCAGACUCAGGCGCCAGGGCCUCUGUGUCUGCACCCUGCCGUCCAAUAAACCCUGUCAAUGAGC
Molecule: messenger RNA, 551 nt
Organism: Equus caballus (horse)
Lineage: Eukaryota; Metazoa; Chordata; Mammalia; Perissodactyla; Equidae
Source: RefSeq, a predicted model, not a curated record